AUGUUCAACGUGCCUCAGCAGCCGAGGAGGACUCUUCCAGCAAACCAGCGAAGCUCCCCUUGGGACACGAGAGACAUGCUGCAGUGGGCCAUGGCCGGUGAGACCCCCACCGACAAAAGCCCUUUGUGGUCACGAGAUCCUGCAGUCGCCCGCGCAGGCCCUGCCACGGAAUGCGACGUGGCGAACAGGCCGGCAGCAAAACGUUCGUUGACGGGAAUCGCAAACAACGGCACUGCCGGCAUGCGGCCAAGAGGUAAAGAAGAGCAAUUCGUUAAAAAAAAAGGCGCUGAACGUCGCUGA
Molecule: messenger RNA, 300 nt
Organism: Trypanosoma rangeli
Lineage: Eukaryota; Euglenozoa; Kinetoplastea; Trypanosomatida; Trypanosomatidae
Exons: 1
Coding region: 1-300 (99 amino acids)
Source: RefSeq, a predicted model, not a curated record